Molecule: messenger RNA, 1550 nt
Organism: Teleopsis dalmanni
Lineage: Eukaryota; Metazoa; Arthropoda; Insecta; Diptera; Diopsidae
Exons: 5
Coding region: 282-1487 (401 amino acids)
Molecular function (GO): metal ion binding
Source: RefSeq, a predicted model, not a curated record
GUUCGACUAGGGAAGUUGAUGAGUGAACAACUUAACGCAAGAGCUUCAAGAAACAAAAAAAAAAUCUCAGGAAAACUUAAGGUACUUAAUUAAUUUGGUGAAGGUAUAACACAGUUCCUUUAAGUCUGGUGUCAAGAAUAUUGUUUGAAAAAUUUGAUGUCACAGACUCCAUAGUUUUUUGACAAGUAAAAUUUUCAGACUUACAAAUAAAAAAUAAAAAUUUACUACGACGGUGUCAUUGCUCAAAAAUCUAAUACUAAAGACCUAAGAUAUAAAUCAAAAUGAGUGCAUCCAUCUUUUGUCCAAUUUGCCAGGAUACUGCUGUUGCAAUACAGUUGUUACCUUGUGCCCAUCCGUACUGCUCAGAUUGUAUACAAGAGUAUAUAUAUUGGGCAGAAUCUGAAAACCGUAGAAAGUUUUGUCCAUUAUGUAACUUAGAAUUCCUAGUUACAGACGAGGGAUUCGAAGCAGUCAAUAUGGAAAAUAACACUGAUGACAUUUACGAAGAACUUAUGGAGGUCUUUGAGGAUAUAGAUACACAUUAUGAACAAAACAUGAUUUUAAUAGAAGAAAUGGGGGAUCCCAUUGAAAGUUACGUAAAUGAAUUCGAAAUGAUUAUUUCAGAAAAUGCACAAAUGAUUUUAAAUGAUAUAGGAGAUGAUCAGUCAAGUAACGACGAUACUAUAAUUGAGGAGUUAACUGUUCUUGAAAAUAUUGAUGAUAAUCUUGUUCCCUCAGUCCAUGUCAGUGAAUUUACUUAUGAAAGCCAUGCUAAUUAUGUUGUCGAACAUAAUGUUGAUGAAAACCUAUCUGAAGAAAUCUUUGAUUUCGGAAACCCUAUAAAUGAAAACUGUCAAGAGAUAGAGUUUGAUAAUAAUUAUCUUUUAGAUGAUAAUUGUAACAACGAAGACUAUUUCAAUGAACACCCUUGCAAUGAAAAUAUUGAUACCUUUGAGCCUGAUACCAACGAGUUUGAUACCGAUGAGUUUGAUGCCGAGGAGUUUGAUGCCGAUGAGUUUGAUGCCGAGGAGUUUGAUACCGUCGAGUUUGGUACCGACGAGUUUGGUACCGACGAGUUUGGUACCGACGAGUUUGGUACCGACGAGUUUGGUACCGACGAGUUUGGUACCGACGAGUUUGGUACCGACGAGUUUGGUACCGACGAGUUUGGUACCGACGAGUUUGGUACCGACGAGUUUGGUACCGACGAGUUUGGUACCAACGAAUUUGGUACCAACGAGCUUGAAGAUGUUUCUUUUGGCAGUAUGGAGAUGAUUGAAAUUGAAGACAUCAGUUUUGAUGACAUUAAUUUUGAUUAUAUUAACUUUUACGAUUUCAAUGAUGAAGAGCUUAAUAACGAUAGUCAAAGUGAUGAAGGCUUAGUUGGCGAAAAUUUAGGUGACGAUGACAUGUCAAAUGCACAAAUACCAGAACAAGAAGAUAUGUUCAUUGAUGAUUAUGAUGAAGAAUAUAACCAACAUUUGUAGUUAUAAUAUCUGAAAAUUGGUGUUCAAAUUUUUUUUAAAUUUUUAUUGUUAAAUUAUUGUUGU